This is a messenger RNA of Poecile atricapillus (Black-capped chickadee), 895 nucleotides long. It is a transcript of the gene CBX5, whose product is annotated as chromobox 5. Gene Ontology annotation, cellular component: nucleus; pericentric heterochromatin. The record is from RefSeq and is a predicted model, not a curated record. Gene Ontology annotation, biological process: chromatin organization; negative regulation of transcription by RNA polymerase II. Gene Ontology annotation, molecular function: chromatin binding. NCBI's taxonomy places the organism in Eukaryota, Metazoa, Chordata, Aves, Passeriformes, Paridae.
AGCGGUGGCUGCGCUAUGGGCAGGAGGAGCCGGCGGGCAGCCGACAGCUCGUCCUCGGGGGAGGAGGAGGAGUAUGUGGUGGAGAAGGUUCUGGAUCGGCGCGUGGAGGGCCAGGCCGAGUACCUGCUCAAGUGGAAGGGCUUCUCCGAGGAGCACAACACGUGGGAGCCCGAGAAGAACCUGGACUGUCCCGAGCUGAUCUCGCAGUUCCUGCGCAAGGACCGCAGGAUGAGGGACAUGAGGGACAUGAGGGACAGUGACGGGACACGGCCCCGGGAGCGCCCCUAGCGCAAGGGACUGCCCGGGAGCGAGGACGGGAGAGCCAAGAAGAAGAGAGAGAGCAACGACAUCGCCCGCGGCUUCGAGCGGGGGCUGGAGCCCGAGAAGAUCAUCGGGGCCACCGACUCCUGCGGGGACCUCAUGUUCCUCAUGAAGUGGAAGGACACGGACGAGGCCGACCUGGUGCUGGCCAAGGAGGCCAACCUCAAGUGUCCCCAAAUUGUCAUCGCGUUCUACGAGGAGCGGCUGACGUGGCACGCGUACCCCGAGGACGGUGACAGCAAGGAGCGGGACCCCCCCCGCAGCUAAACCCCCCCCCUGUACAUAGCCCCCCCUCGGUGGGGACCCCCGGGACUGUCCCCUGUCCCCCCCAGUGUCCCCAGGGGACAGGGCUGGGGUGACGCUCCCCCUGGGGGUGUCCCCAGCCUGUCCCCACCCCUCACCCCCCUCCCCGGGCGGAUUUGGGGGGGUGGCCCCGGGUUUUGGUGUUUUUUAAAGUCGGUGUUUUUAGCUGGGGCCACCCCCCGGGGUGUCCCCGUGUCCCCUCUGUCCCCUCCCCGUGUUGUCCCCAAGGCUCCUCCCCCCGGAUUUGCUGCCAAUAAACGGUCACUUUUCA